This is a messenger RNA of Galeopterus variegatus (Sunda flying lemur), 798 nucleotides long. RefSeq names its product ELAV-like protein 3. The transcript has 5 exons. NCBI's taxonomy places the organism in Eukaryota, Metazoa, Chordata, Mammalia, Dermoptera, Cynocephalidae. The record is from RefSeq and is a predicted model, not a curated record. The coding region runs from base 1 to 798 and encodes 265 amino acids. Gene Ontology annotation, cellular component: ribonucleoprotein complex. Gene Ontology annotation, molecular function: RNA binding.
AUGGCCACCAUCGUGUGCCCUCCCCCAGUCCUGCUCAGCCCACCCCUGGUGUCCUAUGCCAGACCCAGCUCUGCAUCCAUCCGGGAUGCCAACCUGUACGUCAGCGGGCUCCCCAAGACCAUGAGCCAGAAAGAAAUGGAGCAGCUGUUCUCCCAGUACGGCCGUAUCAUCACCUCACGCAUCCUGGUGGACCAGGUCACAGGGGUCUCUCGGGGUGUGGGAUUCAUCCGCUUUGACAAGAGGAUCGAGGCCGAAGAGGCCAUCAAGGGACUGAACGGGCAGAAGCCGCUGGGCGCGGCUGAGCCGAUCACGGUCAAGUUUGCCAAUAACCCGAGUCAGAAGACAGGGCAGGCUCUGCUCACUCACCUCUACCAGUCAUCUGCCCGGCGCUACGCAGGCCCCCUGCACCAUCAGACGCAGCGCUUCCGGCUGGACAAUUUGCUCAACAUGGCCUACGGAGUCAAGAGGUUCUCACCGAUCGCCAUCGAUGGCAUGAGUGGCCUGGCGGGCGUGGGCCUGUCGGGGGGUGCCGCGGGCGCUGGCUGGUGCAUCUUCGUGUACAACCUGUCUCCGGAGGCGGACGAGAGCGUGCUGUGGCAGCUGUUCGGGCCCUUCGGGGCGGUCACCAACGUCAAGGUCAUCCGCGAUUUCACCACCAACAAGUGCAAGGGCUUCGGCUUCGUCACCAUGACCAACUACGAUGAGGCGGCCAUGGCCAUCGCCAGCCUCAAUGGCUACCGCCUGGGCGAGCGCGUGCUGCAGGUCUCCUUCAAGACCAGCAAACAGCACAAGGCCUGA